This is a messenger RNA of Fusarium poae, 1476 nucleotides long. RefSeq lists its product as uncharacterized. Bases 1 to 1476 code for a protein of 491 amino acids. The record is from RefSeq and is a predicted model, not a curated record. NCBI's taxonomy places the organism in Eukaryota, Fungi, Ascomycota, Sordariomycetes, Hypocreales, Nectriaceae. The transcript is spliced from 3 exons.
AUGGCAGAUACCAAAGUCAAGGUCAAUGGCCAUGGCCAUAUCAACGGCAAUGGUACUGCCACUCCUGAAAAGGCACCCGUCAAUAAACAUACCAAGCUAUGGCAACUCCUCGCUCUAGCAAAGGAGGUUUCCAAAGAUGUUGGCUCUAUUGAAGAUUAUGAAAAGUCAGCUGAGGAGCGCAAAGCCCUUGAAGCAGAACUCGAAGCCAAGCAGGGCGAGAACAAGCGUCUGCGCGAGUUCAACGACAAAAUCGUGCGCGAGUUCUCAGAGCACAAAACUGCGUCAAGCGCAAAGACGGACAUGAUGUUUGCAGAGUUUGAACAAAAGUACAAGACGUACGAGUCUAACAAGGCUGCUGUCGAGGCCAUGGAGAAGGAGGUACAGGAAGCGAGGGAGAUGCUCGCUGCGGCAGAGACGAAAGCUGCCGAGGCGGAUAAAUUAAAGCAGAGGUUGAGUUCGUCAGAGAUGCAUGCUAAAAAUCAUGCGGCUGAGAUCAGAGAGAUGAAUGCAGAGUGUGAGCUGCAUCGAUCGCAAAUGCAGACCAGCCAGGAGGAGCUUACGAGUGUCAAGACCAAGCUGAACAAGGCGCAGAGUGAUCUCGGAGAGGGGAUCUUGAAGGACUAUGGGUCUGAGGAGGUCAAGAAACUGCGCUCUGAUCUUCAGGAACUGUCGAACAAAGUUCAUGACUUUGUAAACGAGUACUUUAACUUUCACGACGGCGCAGUUGACUCUGCAAGCGAGAUCCAAGAAUUAAAUGCCCGCUUCCCAAAGAUCCCCCUGUCGACCCGCACUACCAAAGCAGCUGCCAAGAUGCGCUGCGCAGUUGCAGACGCCGUCAUUGCAGAGACACUGCUCUCCCACAUUUUUGUCCCCUUUUACGUAGCCCACGACAUGCGCUCUGCAGCCUCAAGCAUGCUGGGUUUCUUCAAAGGGGAUGAACGUCGCGAGACAGUGUACCGCUGCCAAAUCCUCGGCUCACUUACAGACUCUGAGCAAGUCGAGACUAUCCAAGAAGACAUUGUUCGCAAAGCGAGUAACGAGGUGCGAAGUACACUUCACCCGUUGGUCGUGGCGUAUAAGCAGACGGGCUUCUACAAUGCUGUUCCUGCGCUGUUUAGACAGGCUGUUAGGCUCUGGGCUGAUGCGCAGCGUUCGAGGGAUAUGAUUACUGCUGAACUUCCUGAUGAGGAGGAUUCGCGAGGUGCUGGACAUUAUGAUGAUUACGAUGUUGGUAAUAUUACUCGCAAGGCCGUCAAGGGAAGUCCCAAGCCGGUUGUUUUGGCCGUGAUUUUCCCUCAGUUUGUAUGCCGCGAUGAAGUCAUUGCUGAGGGAGUCGUGCUUCGAUCUGAUCAAGCUGUCGCGGUUGAGGCGGUCGAGGAGGCGCAGAGCAAUGGGAAUGGAAAUGGAGAUGUGAAGAAAAAGCCGGGUACUCGUCGCAGGUCUUCAGCUGAACCAAAGUCUCCUCUACGUAGAUGA